CUCCGUCCCCCUGCGCGCCGGCCCGGCGGGCGGGCGGGGCCGGGGCCGCCCCGAGGCGUGCGGGACCCGAGGCUCGCCAUGUCCGGGAAGCGGAAGCGCGUGGUGUUGACCAUUAAGGACAAGCUGGACAUCAUCAAGAAACUGGAGGACGGGGGCUCGUCCAAGCAGCUGGCCGUGGUCUACGGGAUCGGCGAAACCACCGUCCGCGACAUCCGGAAGAACAAGGAGAAGAUCAUCACCUACGCCAGCAGCUCCGACUCCACCAGCCUCCUGGCCAAGAGGAAGGCCAUGAAGCCGUCCAUGUACGAGGAGCUGGACCGCGCCAUGCUCGAGUGGUUCAACCAGCAGAGGGCCAGAGGGAACCCCGUGUCCGGACCCACUUGUGCCAAAAGGGCCGAGUUCUUCUUCUACGCCUUGGGAAUGGACGGCGACUUUAACCCUUCUGCCGGCUGGCUGACCCGGUUCAAGCAGCGGCACAGCAUCCGAGAGAUCAACGUGAGAAGUGAAAGGUUAACCGGGGAUGAAGCUGCCGUGGAAGACUUCUGUAACGGCUUCCGGGAUUUCGUGGAGCGAGAGAAUUUGCAGCCGGAACAAAUCUACCAUGCAGACGAGACGGGGCUGUUUUGGAAGUGCCUCCCCGCCAGGACUUCAGUCAUCAAAGGUCAGUGCGCUGUCCCAAGGCACAGGUCAUUGGAAGAAAGAGUCACUGUCAUGUGUUGUGCCAACGCGACAGGUCUGCACAAACUGAAACUUUGUGUGGUGGGCAGGGCGAAGAAACCUCGCUCUUUCAAGUCAACUGAUACCGUAAACCUGCCCGUCUCAUACUUCAGCCAAAGAGGGGCGUGGAUGGACCUUUCCAUUUUCCGACAGUGGUUUGAUAGGAUUUUUGUGCCACAGGUUCGAGAGUAUUUAAGAUCCAAAGGCUUGCAGGAAAAGGCUGUGCUGCUGUUGGAUAAUUCGCCAACACAUCCAAAUGAAAAUGUCCUGAGGUCAGACGAUGGCCAAAUAUUUGCUAAGUAUUUGCCACCCAAUGUUGCUCCCCUGAUUCAGCCUCUGGGUCAGGGGGUCAUAGCAGCCCUCAAGAGAAACUAUCGGGCAGGCCUUCUGCAGAACAACCUGGAAGAAGGCAAUGACCUGAAAUCUUUCUGGAAGAAACUAACCCUGCUGGAUGCACUUUAUGAAGUAGCUAUGGCGUGGAACUUAGUGAAGCCGGUUACCAUUAGCCGAGCUUGGAAUCAGAUUCUCCCCACCACAGAGGAGAAGGAAGGAUUGGAUUUUGAGGAAGAAGAUAUUUCUGUGGCUACUGUGGCCACCCUUUUACAGCACACCAGAGGACUGGAAAGCCCCACUGCUGAGAACAUUGAAGGAUGGCUUGAAGUGGACAGUACUGAGCCAGGUUAUGAGGUGUUAACCGACAGUGAAAUCAUCAAACGAGCACAAGGCCAGACAGACGAAUCCAGUGAAAAUGAGGAGGAGGACGCCGAACUGGUUCCGGAGAAACAUAUAGAUCAUGCCGCUGCCCUCCAGUGGACUGAAAAUUUAUUAGAUUAUCUAGAACAACAAGGUGAUAUGAUUCUACCUGAUAGGCUGGUCAUACGUAAACUUCGAGCCACCAUCAGAAAUAAACAGAAGAAGAUGACAAACUCGAGUCAGUAAUGACAUUUCAAUUUCAUUAUUGUUCUAUAUAACUGGUAUUUGGGACACUUAGUCACUGAACAGUGUACUUUUUUUUCCCUUUGUGUGGUAAGUUUCCACAAUGGUCCUGUGAAAUGUACCUGAAGUGGUUUGAGCGUUACCGGUUUCCUAAUGGGUUUUGUCCCUUUAUUUGUGCAGGUGGUCAGAAGCUGAUCUGUAUAGAUGUAAAUUACAUGUCUGUCUGUCCAUUUUUAUAAAUCAGCAGUCAUCACUCUGAAACAGUGACAUUCCCCAGAUUCUCUGGCAAAAGUUAGAGAUGCCCGCAUGCUGGCGGCUCUCUGCCGUUGGAAUCCCAGCUACCCAGAAGGCUGCCACCAUCUAAUGAGACUGUAGUUUCAAGCCAGCCCAGGCAGAAUAGUCCAAGAGACUGUAUUUCUACUUAACCAGCAGACAGACUGGAUUGGAAGUGUGGCUUAAUUGGCAGAGUGCCAGAUGUGAGCAGAAAAACCAAAUGAGAGAAUGAAGCCCUGGGUUCAAGUCUGCUGUACCAGCACCAAAACACACACACACACAGCCAGCAGAUUGAGCACUUUCCUGAAAUCUUUUGCUUUAAUUGUGAAGGCUGCUACAGCGAUCUUUUCUUAUGCUAAUCUUAAACGGUUGUUUUGUGUCUGUAGGCUGACAAGAUUGGAAAGAUCUAUAUUGUUAGAUUUUAAAAUGACCAUAAUAAUUAAAAAUGAGGUUACAGUCUGAAUUGUUAAAUAAUUUUAGAAAUCAUACUUCCAUUUUCUUAUAUUUGUAUGGGUGGCAAGGAGUGGAGAUCAUUUUGAGAAUGAAGUAUAUCAAUUAAAAAAUUAGAGACAAUUGGAAAGCUGAUAUGUAAUAGGUAUUCUGGAGACAGUAGUAGACAGUAAGAGAGUUAUUCUGAGAGCUUUUACGUUUAUAUUAAUUGUAUGAAUAGGUUUGUUUUAAUUUGGCCUUAUGAAAAAUUGGGUAAUAGUAUAGGAUUAUUUAUUCAUCUGAUGAUAACAUAGGUUCUGUAAUGUUACAUGUAAGGAUGUGAACUCCCACUUAUAUUUGGGAACAUCUUGGGACUUUGAAAGGUACUAAGUUUUUUUUUAAUUUACUGAAUAUUUGGACAAUCUAUAAUUUGAAACAUUUUGUCAUGCCGACUGUUUUACUUGAUAUGAAAAGGAGAAACAAGGUGUUUAUUAUUUUAAAUCAUCCUGUGUUUGUGUCCUGACUGGCAAGUGCUAGAGAGAAGGAAAUUAUAUUGUUUAUUGCUCUGACACUUCUUUUUUUUUUUUUUUU
Perognathus longimembris pacificus (Pacific pocket mouse) is the source of this 2946-nucleotide messenger RNA. It is a transcript of the gene Jrkl, whose product is annotated as JRK like. The coding region runs from base 79 to 1656 and encodes 525 amino acids. Gene Ontology annotation, cellular component: nucleus. Lineage: Eukaryota; Metazoa; Chordata; Mammalia; Rodentia; Heteromyidae. The record is from RefSeq and is a predicted model, not a curated record. Gene Ontology annotation, molecular function: DNA binding. The transcript has a single exon.